AUGCCCGUGACCACGGUCUGCAUUCCUGAAUCCAGCGCUGUCUUGCGAUCGCCUGUCCCUGCCUCUCCUAUCGUCCUGCGAUCAGAUACCAAGUUAAUUCCGAGAUAA
Molecule: messenger RNA, 108 nt
Organism: Plenodomus lingam JN3
Lineage: Eukaryota; Fungi; Ascomycota; Dothideomycetes; Pleosporales; Leptosphaeriaceae
Source: RefSeq, a predicted model, not a curated record